Messenger RNA from Ictidomys tridecemlineatus (thirteen-lined ground squirrel), 3894 nucleotides. The record is from RefSeq and is a predicted model, not a curated record. Lineage: Eukaryota; Metazoa; Chordata; Mammalia; Rodentia; Sciuridae.
CAUCUGCUGGCUCCUUGGACCACUCCGGCACUGGUAUGCUUUCCAAGUCUGUAUCCAUGAGCGCCAUCAACUGCCUCUCGGAGCGCUCAGAUCCAGAUGGACAUUCAUCCCAGUGCUCUGCCACUGACCUCAGCAAACCCUGGAACCAGCUGGAAGGGAACUCUGGGACCUGGGCAGGCUCCUCCUUACGAAGGACCUUCAGCUUCCUCUUCCUCAUGACAGGCAAGUCCAAGGCCCGGGAAAAGGAGAAGAUGAAGGAAGCCAAGGAUGCCCGCUAUACCAACGGGCACCUCUUCACCACCAUCACGGUUUCGGGCAUGACCAUGUGCUAUGCCUGUAACAAGAGUAUCACCGCCAAGGAAGCCCUCGUCUGCCCAACCUGCAAUGUGACUAUCCACAACCGCUGUAAAGACACCCUCGCCAACUGUACCAAGGUCAAGCAGAAGCAACAGAAAGCCGCCCUGCUGAAGAACAACACUGCCUUGCAGUCUGUUUCCCUUCGCAGUAAGACAGCCACCCGAGAGCGGCCCUCCUCAGCCAUCUACCCCGCUGACAGCUUCCGGCAGUCCCUCCUGGGCUCCCGCCGUGGCCGCUCGUCCUUGUCUUUAGCCAAGAGUGUCUCCACCACCAACAUUGCUGGACAUUUCAAUGAUGAGACGCCCCUGGGGCUGCGUCGGAUCCUCUCUCAGUCUACAGACUCGCUCAACAUGCGGAACCGAACCCUGUCGGUGGAGUCCCUCAUUGAUGAAGGUGCAGAGGUGAUCUACAAUGAGCUGAUGAGCGACUUUGAAAUGGAUGAGAAGGACUUUGCGGCUGAUUCCUGGAGCCUUGCUGUGGAUAGCAGCUUCCUGCAGCAGCACAAGAAGGAGGUGAUGAAGCAGCAGGACGUCAUCUACGAGCUGAUCCAGACGGAGCUGCACCAUGUGAGGACGCUGAAGAUCAUGACCCGCCUCUUCCGCACGGGGAUGCUGGAAGAGCUGCAGUUGGAGCCAGGCGUUGUGCAGGGCCUGUUCCCCUGUGUGGAUGAGCUCAGUGACAUCCAUACGCGCUUCCUCAGCCAGCUGUUAGAACGCCGACGGCAGGCUCUGUGCCCUGGCAGCUCCCGGAACUUUGUCAUCCAUCGCUUGGGUGACCUGCUCAUCAGCCAGUUCUCAGGUCCCAGUGCAGAGCAGAUGCGGAAGACCUAUGCAGAGUUCUGCAGCCGGCACACCAAGGCCUUAAAGCUCUAUAAGGAGCUGUAUGCCCGAGACAAACGCUUCCAGCAGUUCAUCCGGAAAGUGACCCGUUCAGCUGUGCUGAAGCGGCACGGGGUCCAGGAGUGCAUUCUCCUGGUGACUCAGCGCAUCACCAAGUACCCAGUGCUCAUCAACCGCAUCCUACAGCAUUCCCAUGGGGCUGAGGAGGAACGCCAGGACCUAACAGCGGCACUGGGGCUGGUGAAGGAGUUGCUGUCCAACGUGGACCAGGAUGUGCACGAGCUAGAGAAAGGGGCCCGUCUGCAGGAGAUCUACAACCGCAUGGACCCUCGGGCCCAGGCCCCGGUGCCUGGCAAGGGGCCCUUUGGCCGAGAGGAACUUCUACGGCGCAAGCUCAUCCAUGAUGGCUGCCUGCUCUGGAAGACAGCAACCGGGCGCUUCAAAGAUGUGCUGAUGCUGCUGAUGACGGAUGUGCUGCUAUUUCUCCAGGAGAAGGACCAGAAGUACAUCUUUCCUGCCCUGGACAAGCCCUCAGUGGUGUCGCUGCAGAAUCUGAUAGUGCGGGACAUCGCCAACCAGGAAAAAGGGAUGUUCCUGAUCAGUGCGGCCCCGCCCGAGAUGUAUGAGGUGCAUACAGCGUCCCGGGAUGACCGGAGCACCUGGAUCCGUGUCAUUCAGCAGAGUGUGCGCGUAUGCCCAUCCAGGGAGGACUUCCCCCUGAUUGAGACGGAGGAUGAGGCAUACCUACGGCGGAUCAAGAUGGAGCUGCAGCAGAAGGACCGCGCGCUGGUGGAGCUGCUGCAGGAGAAGGUCGGGCUGUUUGCUGAGAUGACCCACUUCCAGGCAGAAGAAGACGGUGGCAGUGGAAUGUCCCUGCCCACCCUGCCCAGGGGCCUUUUCCGCUCUGAGUCCCUGGAAUCCCCCCGCGGCGAGCGGCUGCUGCAGGAUGCUAUCCGUGAGGUGGAAGGCUUGAAAGACCUGCUGGUGGGGCCUGGAGUGGAGCUGCUCCUGACCCCCCGAGAGUCAGCCCUGCCCUUGGAACCGGACAGCGGUGGUAACACGAGUCCUGGGGUUACUGCCAACGGGGAGGCCAGAACCUUCAAUGGUUCCAUUGAACUCUGCAGAGCUGACUCUGACUCCAGCCAGAAGGAUCGAAAUGGAAACCAGCUGAGAUCCCCCCAAGAGGAGGCGUUACAGCGGGUGGUCAAUCUCUAUGGACUUCUGCAUGGCCUGCAGGCUGCUGUGGCCCAGCAGGACACUCUGAUGGAAGCCCGGUUCCCCGAGGGCCCUGAGCGUCUGGAUCCGCGCAGGCGUAGCCUCCCCGCUGGCGACGCCCUGUACUUGAGCUUCACGCCCCCUCAGCCCAGCCGGGGACAUGACCGCCUGGAUCUGCCCGUGACUGUUCGCUCUGUCCACCGACCCUUUGAGGACCGCGAGAGGCAGGAGCUGGGUAGCCCAGAAGAGCGGCUGCAAGACAGCAGUGACCCUGACACUGGCAGUGAGGAGGAAGGCAGCAGCCGUCUGUCCCCACCCCACAGUCCACGAGACUUCACUCGAAUGCAGGACAUCCCGGAGGAGAUAGAGAGCCGUGAUGGGGAGCCUGUGGCUUCAGAGAGCUAAGGGGUUCCCUCUCCCUGUGCUGCACCCCACUGAAGAACAUUACUGAGGGGGGCAAACCUUGGUGACUCCAGUCUGCUAAUGAUGAGGGAACGUUUGAAAGAACUGCUGAUCGUCCUUGCCAGCUCUUGGAAUCCUUGGAUACCUGGGGCCAUUUAGCAAGCCAGGGGGUUUAGGCCACGGUAUCCCCUUGGUGGCAUCCAAAAGCUACACCACAGAUGCCAAUUUUUCAUGCCUUCUUCCCUCUACUUUAGGAAAAUUUAUUUAUUUAUUGUUUAUUAGUUAUGGGGGGAGAGGGGCGAUUUAAAGGACCAGGGACAUGGGAACCAAGCCAUAGGGAUCAGGGGGCCUUGUCCUUUAACACUACUGGGGUGUGUUCAGGGUUAGCCAUGCGCUGACAGGUUCUGGCCCUGACAUCCUUCCCCAGCAACACACAUCUUCAACAAGAGGCUACAACCACAGGACCCUACUGCCCCUUUAAGGAGGGCUGAGGGCAGGGCCACACCCCUCUCCCUGCCCCCCUCCACCUCUUACUACUGCUCUCUCCAUCCUCCAGGAAACCCAGGGAGAGAAGACCUGGCUUCCUGGAGUUGGUGGCAUAGAAGUUAGGGCGGCCAUAAUGGUUUAUUGGGGGUGAGGGAAAAAACCCACAGGGACCAGAAUGUUUUACUCUUCUUUUCUUUUCUUUUUUGUACCAAAGCCAACUGCACGUGUUUUAUACUUUUAAGAGAAGAUUGUAGGCAGUAGAGAUCGUAGCCUUCUAUUUCCAACUCUGAACUUGAGGGAAGAACGGGGAGAGUGACCUCUCCCUUCAUCUAGAGUAAUGGCGCUCCUAUCUGACCCUCUUUAUCAGCUAUUUGGAAGAAGUUCUAGGGUGGGUUAGGGAAGCUGUAUGAAUCCUGACUUCAUCUCCCACCUCAGUAACCAUAACCUAAAACCUCAGCGUGAAUUUGGGGGGUUUUUCAGUGGACUCCCCCAGUGCCCACCAGCUCCAACCAUUUUUCUGCCAAUAUGAUUGUUAAAAAAAAAAAAAAGAAAAAAGCAAAAGAUCAAGCAGGGAAAAUUAAAGACUGAAAACCCA